AUGGCAGACAACUCAUCAGCAAAGAGCCUGGCUGAUCCUGUCCUCUUGGAGACGAUCGACAAGCUGUUCCAACACAACAUUGGCGAAUACGUCUCUCUUCCCCAGCUACUUGUAGUAGGUGAUCAAUCAAGUGGAAAAAGCUCGGUGCUUGAAGGCCUCACAGCCCUGCCUUUCCCACGUGACAGUGGACUUUGCACCAGAUUCGCCACUCACAUUACAUUCAGAAGGACUGCCACGACAGAGGUCUCCGUGUCAAUACUUCCCAGCGCAAACGCGCACCCUGAUCACGCAGAGAGACUCAAGAAGUACCAGAGAAAUCUCGAAACUUUGGACCAGCCAAAAUUCGCAGACGAUCCAACGUUCGCAGAAAUCUUACGAGAGGUACACAAGCUCAUGGGCCUCAAAGUCUUUGGGGCUUCUGAUGAAGGAGCCAAUACAUUUUCUGACGAUGUGCUGAAGAUUGAGAUCUGUGGCCCAAAGCAACAGCACUUGAGCGUCAUUGACGUUCCGGGCAUUUUCAGAAAUACCACAGUAGGCGUGACCACGGACUCAGACAUUGAGGUUGUCAGAAAUAUGGUGAAUCAGUAUAUGAGGAACCCAAGGUCGGUCAUUCUUGCAGUCAUCCCAGCAAAUGUCGAUAUUGCCACCCAAGAGAUCUUGAAGAUGGCGGAGAAAUGUGACACAGAGGGUCAGAGAACCUUGGGGGUUUUGACCAAGCCAGAUCUCGUCGAUAAAGGGGCCGAGCAUCGCGUAGUUGAUCUUGUGGAAGGUCGAAGCUAUAAACUCAAGCUCGGCUGGUCGAUGGUCAGGAAUCCUGGGCAAUCGGAACUUGAGAAUCCUAAAUUUGAUAGACACGCCUCGGAGACAAACUUCUUCAAGAGCAAAGAACCCUGGGCCAGACUCCAGAAAAACCGCGUUGGCGUUGAGUCUCUUCAGGGACAGCUCCGCGACAUCCUGACGGAGAUGGUGAAGAAGGAGUUCCCAAAUGUAAAAUCCGACAUCAAUAGAAGACUGAAUGAGCGCAAGAGACAACUGGAGUCGCUCGGGCCUUGCCGGGAAAAUCGAGAACAACAGCGCGAGUAUCUGCUCAACCUCGCGACCCGAUUCCAUAGCACAACCUCCCUUGCCUUGGCAGCCCGCUACGGGGCCGACGACCUCUUUGACAGCGUCCCGGGCCUGAAAUUAGCCACAGCUGUGGCUGAUCGCAAUGCGAUCUUCGCUGACGAUGUUUGGAAGAGAGGUCACACUAUGACAUUCAGCCAAGGUUCUGAGCUGUCCGAGGAGGGUGAUCACGUCGAAGGAACCGAGGAGGAUGAUGACGAGGACUCCAAUGAGCAAUCCCAAAGUGUUCGUCAAACAGGGCCCGAGCCUGAACUUGAUGACAUCCUACACGAGGGCUGCGAAGUGCCAAUGCCAAAGCCAACGGGUAUCAUACCGUGGCUCGAUAAGGUCUACAAGAGCUCUCGGGGAUUUGAGCUGGGAACGUUCGAUGCGUCGCUUCUUCCUAUCAUUUGGAAGCAGCAGUCCGCCAAUUGGGAUAAUCUCGCACUAGGCUACGUUAGUGAUGUCGUGUCCCAUGUCCACAACUUCAUCCUUGCUCUAAUUGCAGCUAUCUGCGAGGACCAACGCGUUCAGUCGGCACUCGUGUCGGUGCUCAUGGAUGGUCUGAUAGAACGCUAUAAAAAGAGUAUCGAUCAUGCAAACUUCAUCCUCUACGUCGAGAGAAAUGGCACUCCGCUAACAGAGAACCACUACUUCGCCGACAACCUCGAGAAAUGCCGACAGCAACGUUUGAAGGCGCUCAUGGAGAACAUGAAAUUCGACGCUGAAGGUCACGGCGACGUGGUGAGAGUAAACGACAUCCUGCAAACUUCGACCGCAAGCAACACUGAUCACACUAUCCGUGACCUUCAUGAUAUCCUCAAGUCUUAUUACAAAGUGGCUCGCAAGCGCUUUGUGGACGUCGUCUGCAUGCAAGCAGUGGAUCACUACCUUCUUACAGGACCUACUGCGCCGGUCCGGCUGUUUUCUCCGAACUUUGUGAGUGGGUUGGAGGAGGCUCAGUUGGAUCGUAUCGCAGGGGAAGAUGUCUCUACGAAGAGGAAGCGGGAAGAGCUGAAGCGCGAGAUCGAGAACCUGAGAAAUGGGAAAAAGAUCCUUGUCUAG
Messenger RNA from Letharia columbiana, 2166 nucleotides. RefSeq lists its product as uncharacterized. Lineage: Eukaryota; Fungi; Ascomycota; Lecanoromycetes; Lecanorales; Parmeliaceae. The record is from RefSeq and is a predicted model, not a curated record. Bases 1 to 2166 code for a protein of 721 amino acids. Gene Ontology annotation, cellular component: cytoplasm; microtubule; membrane. Gene Ontology annotation, molecular function: GTP binding; GTPase activity; microtubule binding. The transcript is spliced from 7 exons.